UCCUUGCCUGGCAACAGACACUGAUUGUUUUCUACUUUUUCAGUUGCGUGCUGUUGUUUUCAUUUGCGAUGUUCCAGUUCUUUUUUCAACUCAUCUGAAUUAACAAAGUACUUCGCUUUAAAUUUCGAAACCUCCUACGCAACCACUAGUGUGCUUGGUUUUAUGCACGAAUGGAUAAGAUAAUUUUCAAGCAUUUGGCAGGCAGUGACGAUAAAAAAUAGUAUAAAGAGUUUUUCUUAAAUUGACAAUUCUUUUGUCCGUCUCCCCAUCUGUUGAAUUGGUGUAUGUUCUGCAACUUCGUAAUUAUUUCGGAAAACUUGGUUUAAUGAACCUCGUAUUUAGCUUCACUUAUUUAAUUGUAUAGAUGAAUAUUAAAACUGUCGAAAUGCAACAUUCACCUUGGCCUCUAAGAAGAGGAACUUCACCCAUUGAUUGGUGUGAAGGGAAUUAUUUAUUUUCACCAGUUAUAGCAGAAUUUGUUAAUACUUUUAGUAACAUUUUGUUCUUCAUUUAUCCACCUCUACUGACUACUCUGUUCAGGGAAUAUGCUCAAUGUGUGAAUCGAGGUGUUUAUCUGAUCUGGGGUUUGCUUUUAACAGUUGGUUUAACAUCAGCGUAUUUCCAUGCAACUCUUAGUCUUGUUGGGCAGUUGUUGGAUGAAGUUGCUAUACUUUGGUUGUUAAUGGCAGCCUUUGCUAUGUGGCUUCCAAGACGUUACUUCUCAUAUGGCUUCAAGGAAAGGAAAAAUUUCCAGCUUUCUGUGUUUAUAUUAUCUUGCGCUGCGACUCUGAUGGUAUGCAUUCACCCACCUUUAAAUGCUUUUGCUUUGAUGGGUUUGGGAAUACCAGCUACUGCUCUAUUAAUUCUUGAGAUUCGAAGGUGCAAAAAUAUGAGGGUUGUUAAGCUUGGAUACCGAUGUGCAUGGGUUUGGAUGGCUGCUUUAAUGUGUUGGAUCAAUGAUCGUCUGUUUUGUGAAAUUUGGUCCAAAUUGAAUUUUCCAUAUCUCCAUGGUGCAUGGCAUAUUUUGAUUGCAAUUGUUGCUUAUAGUGCUUGUGUUUUAUUUGCUUAUUUUGAUGCAAUGGAUACUGUUCCUGAACAAUUACCAACAAUUAGAUUUUGGCCUUCAGACAGGUUCGAAUUGGGUGUUCCCUAUAUUGUUCUCCGAAAUGGCCGAAAGGAUUUCCAGAAGAUCUGAAUGUAUCGGUAGUCUUCCAAACUGCAGUAUCGUUAUUUUGUAAAGCUUACUUCCAGGCUUUUGAAAAAUGCAACUUUGUAUAGUAUUUAUAACCACUCUAUUUUUUAGAUCACAUUAUGUAUUUUUGCUUAGUAAAAUUUUAAUCCUAGUUAUCAUCUGGAAUGGUACUUCUCUGAUGCAGCUGACUGGUGCAGCAUUGUUUUAACUUUUUGUAAUAAAAAUGUUUUGCUUCA
Argiope bruennichi is the source of this 1428-nucleotide messenger RNA. It is a transcript of the gene bwa, whose product is annotated as alkaline ceramidase 2-like. The transcript is spliced from 6 exons. Gene Ontology annotation, cellular component: membrane. Gene Ontology annotation, biological process: ceramide metabolic process. Lineage: Eukaryota; Metazoa; Arthropoda; Arachnida; Araneae; Araneidae. The coding region runs from base 365 to 1195 and encodes 276 amino acids. Gene Ontology annotation, molecular function: hydrolase activity, acting on carbon-nitrogen (but not peptide) bonds, in linear amides. The record is from RefSeq and is a predicted model, not a curated record.